AUGGAUCCGAAAGGCCUCAAAGUUCGUAAGUGGACAUGUCGGGAGUUCAAUGGCAAUAUCUAUGUCUGGUAUCACUCAGAAAAUGAAAAAAAUCGAUGGGAAUUACCUCUUAUAAAAUCGAUUGAAAACAAAGAGCUAGUUUAUCAUGGUCGAAAUGAAUUUUACGUCAAUUGCCAUAUACAAGAAAUACCUGAAAACGGUGCCGAUGUGUCACACUUUUCUGCUAUUCACAGAGAAUAUUUGUUUGCCGGAGUGGAAAAUCCAGAUAAAAACGGCCUAGUCAAAUAUAUUCAACAUUUUUGGAAGGCAGCGUUCAUCGGGAGGAGAGGUAUGACAGAGAAGAUCGUCUGCGAUAACGCCACAAAUUUUGUAGGCGCCAACGCGAAGCUGAAGGGACUAAGGGACGUACUAUUCUAAUGCCAGUCGAACGGAAAUCGCAAAUUUCGUCGCGGAUCGCGGCAUCAAAUUCGAAUUCAUCCCUCCUCGCGCCCCACAUUUCGGAGGAAUAUGGGAAGCCGCGGUAAAAUCCACCAAACAUCUCUUGUACCGCACCGUUGCAGAAGAAAAUCUCACUUUCGAAGAGCUUUCGACUGUGCUAGUGGAAAUCGAAGCCGUUUUAAAUUCGAGGCCCAUCACGGCAAAGACAGAAGACCCCAACGAUGGAGAAAUGCUAACUCCCGCUCAUCUUCUAAUCGGAGAGUCUUUAAAGGCACUACCGGAGCCCGCCCCCAAAGAUUUAACUCUGCAGUAUUCGAAGCGAUGGCAACACAUCUCAACACUGAAGGCACGUUUUUGGUCUGCUUUCCAAAGAGAUUAUAUCUUGGGGCUACAAUCCAAGGCAAAGUGGACCAGACCAGUGCAAAAUAUCGAGGAAUAACGAGGUUGGCACGGUUGUCCUCGUUCACGACGACAAUCUGCCUCCACAGAAAUGGCUUUUGGGCAAAGUUGUCAAUGCCAUAUCUGGAAAAGAUGGCAAGGUCCGUGUUGCAGACAUUAAAACAUAAAACUCAACCAUUCGACGUGCCGUUCACAAGCUUGCGCCAUUGCCAAUGAACACUUGAUAGCUGCCAAUACUCCCCUUUUAUAUUGUUUCAUUGAAUUGUUAAAACAAAUUUGUAUAUAUUGAAUUGUAAACAGAACUACGUGUACACAGGGACAUAUGAAAUGUAUCGAUUAUCAAUUGUACUCGAGACUCGAACCAACAUUAAUACAUCUAUAAAUAUCUUGUACGCAACACUGACUUAACAAAGUAGUGUAAAUAAAGAAGGAAAAUAAUUAUUAAAGGUCA
This is a messenger RNA of Rhagoletis pomonella (apple maggot), 1288 nucleotides long. Its product is annotated as cholesterol 7-desaturase-like. The record is from RefSeq and is a predicted model, not a curated record. Lineage: Eukaryota; Metazoa; Arthropoda; Insecta; Diptera; Tephritidae. The transcript is spliced from 4 exons. Gene Ontology annotation, molecular function: chlorophyllide a oxygenase activity. Gene Ontology annotation, biological process: chlorophyll biosynthetic process; cholesterol metabolic process. Bases 1 to 417 code for a protein of 138 amino acids. Gene Ontology annotation, cellular component: chloroplast.